Drosophila eugracilis is the source of this 2098-nucleotide messenger RNA. RefSeq names its product fork head domain-containing protein FD4 (gene fd96Ca). Gene Ontology annotation, molecular function: DNA-binding transcription factor activity, RNA polymerase II-specific; RNA polymerase II cis-regulatory region sequence-specific DNA binding. Bases 463 to 1578 code for a protein of 371 amino acids. Gene Ontology annotation, biological process: cell differentiation; anatomical structure morphogenesis; regulation of transcription by RNA polymerase II. The transcript has a single exon. The record is from RefSeq and is a predicted model, not a curated record. Lineage: Eukaryota; Metazoa; Arthropoda; Insecta; Diptera; Drosophilidae.
AUUUGCCAGGGAACGAGGUGGAGUACGAGGAGGUGCUGGAGAAGGCAAGCAGGCACGGGGAAACCUCAGUGAGAGUGCUUUUACAUCCAGUGCCAGUGUUAAAGCCAGUGUCGUCGCCGGAGCUUAUAACGAGCGUAGUUCUUGCGCAGAGUUUAUUGCCGACAGUUGGCGCGAUCUUGUUUGCCGUCGCUUCGCGUCGCUAUCUCGGCCCGUAUCAUAUCGUCAUGUCGUAUCGCCACCGUGCCCCCAUUGGGUGUUUAGUUACAGUUCCUGUUCCUGUUCCUGCGACGGUACUCGGCACACUCUUACUAAAUACUCCUCAUUAAGGAAAUUCAUUUAGGAUUUUUGUGAAGAAAAUAAGCUUAUGAAUAGUAUUAAAGGAUAGUGAAUCAAUAACUUACCAUAAACAAAUAUGUAACACUGUGAUGUGUUAAGCAAAACAAAACCAAUUAUUGUGUAAUAAUGCCCAGGCCCUCGCGAGAAUCCUACGGCGAACAGAAGCCCCCGUAUUCGUACAUUUCGCUAACGGCCAUGGCCAUCUGGAGUUCCCCGGAGAAAAUGCUACCGCUCAGCGAUAUAUACAAGUUUAUCACAGACCGAUUUCCGUAUUACCGCAAGAACACUCAGCGAUGGCAGAAUUCGCUAAGGCACAACCUCAGCUUCAAUGAUUGCUUCAUAAAGGUACCCCGACGGCCGGACAGACCGGGAAAAGGAGCCUACUGGGCCCUUCAUCCGCAGGCCUUUGAUAUGUUCGAAAACGGGAGUCUGCUCCGGCGGAGGAAACGCUUCAAGUUGCACAAGAACGACAAGGAUCUGCUCAACGAAGAGCUGACUGCCCUGGCAAACCUCAAUAGAUUCUUCUUUACCACCCGGAAUGGAGGCAGUGCGUCGCAUAUGUCACCGCUGGACAUGAAUAGUCCCGCAAUGAGAAUGGAUCCCUUGCCCAGGGCUACGAAUCAUAUGCCCAACUCCCUGGGUCAAGGUGUGCCUAUGCCGCACGUAAUGCCCGGCUCCAUGUCCAGUGCGGAACACACAAAUCUCUCGGACAUGGGUCUGUCCAAUCUGCCCGCGCUAACCAGUUCCGAUAUCGAGGGACCAUUGAGCCUGCGACCUAAAAGAUCCUUCACGAUAGAGAGUCUGAUUACGCCGGACAAACCGGAACAUCCUUCGGAGGACGAGGAUGAUGAGGAUGACCGUGUGGAUAUUGAUGUGGUGGAGUGUAGUGGUAUCAGUCGGUAUCCCACAACGCCCGCCGCCUCGGAGGAAUAUUUGUCCGCCAGUCGAUCCAGCCGGACCGAAGAUCCCCUGCCGCCGAUGCACACAAUAAACGCCGGUGCCCAUGUGCCCUUCCUGCACUACGCCACGGGUGCCAGUGUGGCCGGUUUGCAGGCCUCGGGGAUACCCAGCAGUCCCACCACCUACGAACUGGCCAUCUCGCAUCCGCUCUUCAUGAUGGCGGCGCCCAUUGCCAAUAUGCAUAAUAUAUACUACAAUAACGUAACCCUCGUCGCCCCGGCUCAGCAAUAUCGGACACCCGAGGUCCAGAAUAGAAUAGACAACGACAUGCGUACGAUAUAGAUAUAUGAUAUAGCCGGAUCCAGAGACACGCACACACCUAUGUAUAGCAUUAUUUAUGAACGAUAUAUGUAUAUCCAUCCAAACGUAGUUCCUUUUGUAUUAAGAUUAAUUGUAAUAGGACCAAAACAUAUAUAUAUAUAGACGAGUAUAUGGUAUACUUUCCUAGGCAUAGAUGGCAUGUACAUAGAAGCUUGUUAUACAAAUUUGAUUAGCUUGUAUUACAUAUCCGUACUAGUAAAUUAUUUAUUUUAUUUGUAUCAAACUUAGUGCAUAAAUCGAUCAUUUUGUGAAGAAUAUAAACAUUUAAAUAACUGAACAAAAAAAGUGUUUUCAAAUCUACAAAAGUUAGCACUGGGCAAUGACUGAGAUCAUGAGCGUAAGUAAGGUUCAGUGAUCACCGAUAUUUACCUUAGUUUUCCAGUUUUUCUAACUGCAGGAUCAGACUUAUUAGCUUUGUGUGUCAAUUUCUAGGUAAAAUAUGAAGUGUGUUCAAUAAGAAAAACAUAUUUUUGCGAGGUUU